AUGUACAAAUCACGGUCUCGCCGACGGAGGUAUAUGCUCGCGCGCAUGCCCGCUGCACGGCAAGUUCCAGACGAUGUGAUUAUUUGGGAGGAAACUCACGCUGAAAAGCUUGCCAAGACCACAGCCCGGACAGGCUCUUGCACGUCCAAUUCUUCUAUGCUGGACGAACCAGAUCAUGUUAUUUCUAUUGAUAAGCAAAUCAAGCACCUUGCUGAGUUUCUCUACAGAACUGCGGACUCAGACACCGAAUGUCUUUUACAAGUCUUGCGCCGCCUGGUGGAUGUACCACAUCCUGUGAUUGAUACGGACACAUCCGUUGACAUGAUGCCCAACUAUCGCGCUUGGACACAAAUGUAUCCUGUUCCACCUAUUUGUACAGGUCGCGAUGUGCAUGCGGUAAUUCAUUACUUACGUGUACAUGAAUAUGUGCACAUUGACAACCCGAACGAGUCCAACAUGGAGUGUGUAACUGUUCAUUGGCAUCCAGAAAAAUGCUUGGAGUCCAAGUUGCCUUUUCAUCUUGCAGAUAUUGUCGACAUUCGUGCAUGGUCAAAGUUUACGCACCAAGGCGAAAUGCACGUGUCCAUGGAUGCUCAAGAAGCGCUUAUGCAGCAGCUAUAUGCGUUUCUUGUUCAUGUCAUGUACGAGAUUGUAACUGUGGCAGAGCGUUCUCAAGUUCCUACCAUGGUGGACGAUCAACUAGUAUGGACAUGCAUAGCCCGGCUUGGGCUUGUAUCAGUAAAUUUAUCUCUGAACCCGGAUCUCUUGGCAUCAAUGGCACGCAUUCGAGCCGUGUCGGAGCCACCCGUUGCAUGGGCUUCAAUGUCGGAUCCGUCACACAACGAUGUACCAAGGGAAGAUUGCCUAUCGGAUCAAAGUUUGUCUGAAGAGAACAGCUCUGAGGAGGAAAUGCUGAAUUCCAUGAAUGAAGACGAUGACGAAGUAUUGUCAGACGAGAGUUCAAGUGCGGUCACAGAUGAUUCGUAUAUCGCCGAUUCAUUUAUUGAUGACGAGCCAGUGGUAUCAGAGCUGGAAGGCACGAUCGGUACUUUUGGCACGCUUGUCCCAUUUGAAUAUGCCCCUGCUCUUGACGAGGAAAUUCAUUGCGAACCUUUGAGAUCUCCGAUUCAAUCAGAGACCAAUGGAGUCGAUGUGGAAGAGGAAGGGGAAGAAGAGGAAGAAGAUAUAGAAGAGGAUGAAACAGUAUUGGAUGGUCACAUCGAUGUGCAAGAUGAGCGAGACGCUCAACAAUACGUGACACGUCUUAGACACGACUGGAUAGAACAAGUGUCUACGAAUGUAUCAGAUGGGGAAUCAAAACGGCCAUCAGAAGCAUGA
Molecule: messenger RNA, 1338 nt
Organism: Malassezia globosa CBS 7966
Lineage: Eukaryota; Fungi; Basidiomycota; Malasseziomycetes; Malasseziales; Malasseziaceae
Exons: 1
Coding region: 1-1338 (445 amino acids)
Source: RefSeq, a predicted model, not a curated record